CAAAGCAGAGACAAGGUGAGGAAAAUAAAGCGUGUACAUAACCACACUAAACAUUGCUUAAAACACACCAAAAACACUGAAAUGGGCACAAAGUGGUUCACACUGCCCUGCGACAACCGCCUCAUUCAACUAUUGGGAACCUUAAAUGGAGGACAAAGUUUCCGGUGGAAGAGGGUCGACAGCUCAGAGGGCCAGCAGUGGUUGGGCGUGUUUGCAGCCAAGCUGUGGCUCUUGCAGCAGCAGAACGACUCUAUCCUGUACAAGGUUUACGAGCCUCAAGUGCAGUCGGAGCAGGCCUACAAUGCGCUGCUCAGAAACUAUCUGCGCCUGGACGUGGAUCUGGAAGAGCAAUAUGCCAAGUGGGGUGCACGCGACCCCCAUUUUCAAGAGGCAGCCAAGCAAUUCUACGGCAUUCGAAUCCUGCGGCAGGACGUGACUGAAAACCUGUUCUCCUUCAUCUGUUCCCAAAACAACCACAUUUCCAGGAUUAGCAGCUUGGUGGAGAAAUUGGCCCAGUUCUACGGCGAGAAAAUCUGUGAACUGGACGGCGCCACCUACUACAGUUUUCCACAGGCGGAAAAACUGGCCGCUGAUGGGGUGGAAGCGAAGCUCAGAGCCAAUGGUUUUGGAUACAGAGCCAAAUACAUCAGCCACAGCGCCAAAGCGAUUGCAGAACGGGGCAGCAAACAGUGGCUCGAACAACUGCAGGAACUAGACUAUGCAGCCGCUAAGAAAAAGCUUGUGGGCCUUAUGGGGAUUGGGGCCAAGGUGGCCGACUGCAUUUGCUUAAUGUCUCUGGGACAUUUGCAAGCCAUUCCAGUGGACACGCACAUUUACCAAAUCGCUGCCCGCUUUUACAUGCCAAAACUCGUGCAGCAGAAAACCGUCACUGAAAAAGUGUACAAUGAAAUAGGCGAUCAUUUCCGAGAGCUGUACGGGCCUUUAGCAGGAUGGGCACACACGGUGCUGUUUUGCGCCGAUUUGAAGCAGUUUCAGCAAGGUGCCAAAGAACCCAAAAGGAAAAAACGCAAGGCGAGCUAAGGAAGAUUUAUUUUUUUAAAUAAUAAAUAUCCGUCACUUUUUGAA
Messenger RNA from Dendroctonus ponderosae (mountain pine beetle), 1086 nucleotides. It is a transcript of the gene Ogg1, whose product is annotated as N-glycosylase/DNA lyase. The transcript is spliced from 5 exons. Lineage: Eukaryota; Metazoa; Arthropoda; Insecta; Coleoptera; Curculionidae. Gene Ontology annotation, biological process: base-excision repair, AP site formation; nucleotide-excision repair; base-excision repair. Gene Ontology annotation, cellular component: nucleus. Bases 82 to 1041 code for a protein of 319 amino acids. The record is from RefSeq and is a predicted model, not a curated record. Gene Ontology annotation, molecular function: 8-oxo-7,8-dihydroguanine DNA N-glycosylase activity; damaged DNA binding.